AGAAUUAAACAAAUGUGUAUGCGGAUAUAGUGAAACUCAUGAAACUGUGAUAAAAAGAAACACCAAAUUUUUGUUCCUCCAGCAUGUUCAAACGAUGGAGUGCAACCAAGGAAAUUGCGGAUCCAUUUCAAGUGCUCGAGAGCGAAUCUGGCGGCAUUCGGGGCUCGGCGUUUCGCAGUCUGGCAGAGGACGGCGCGGCCACCCCCUCCACGGCCCCCACUGCGACGCACCUGACCAAGCAGGAGGACGCCCGGCAGCCGCAGCCGCGGCUAGUCGCGCCAGAGUCUCCGCACCUGUCGGAGGAGAAAUUUGAGUUGCACGUGCACGAGGUCGAGGGCUCGUUGGGCUCGCUCAGCUCGCAGUCCACCGACGAGGGACCGUCAAUUGGAUUAAGCCUUAAAAAGAGUCCCGUCAGUGACCCGUGGAGCUACAGCCAUCGUGAGGCCAGUGUCGAUGAGUCGUUCAAUCAGGCAGUGAGUGAAGACCAAAUCGAGGUGCACCACCGGUCUCCGACCCCUGACCAAUCGUCCAGCCCCGAAAUGCGCAAGCGAGACUCAAUUCUGGACGCGUGGGGCCCGCCGACGGUGCCGCAGCCCCUGGCGGCGGCCCACCAGUCCCAAAUGGAGGCCCAGUUCUCAUCGCCAAUGACGUCGACGGCAUCGCUCAUCUCCAGCCAGAUUUUCACCUCGAGCAAGGUCAAGAUAAAAUUGGGCUGGCUGACCAGCGUGGCAUCAAUUCUGACUGCCGUGUCCGCGGCGGUGUCUUUAGGCAACAUUCUGCGCCUUCCGCGCCUAGUCCUUUUGCACGGCGGAGGCCCUUUUUUGGUCGCUUACCUGGUGCUAUUGGUGGUAAUUGGUCUGCCGUUGGUAUUCUUCGAGAUCGGCCUUGGACAAUUCUGCCAGCAGGGAUCGCUGCAAAUUUACCGCGCUGUGCCGCUGCUCAAAGGAGUGGGCAUUGUGAAGCUGAUUGCUAGCCUGCUGAUGUGCGCCUACUACCCGGUGCUCAUGGCGGUUUCGUUUUUCUCGCUCAUCUGGAGCGCCAAAGGACCCGUCCUGUUUGCUGAGUGCGCCCAGAAGUUUGGCAUGCAUUUUUACGACCACUCGGAAGCGGUAGCUUUGCAAUCAGAAAAUCCCAUUUUGGAGGCAGAGAAAUGCCUUAAUGAUACAAUUUUAAAGUCUCCCCAAGAAGAUGCAAUGUGGUUGGGAGUGAACUACGCGCUUUUAUUUUUACUCUGGGGGCUUCUGACGUUAAGUCAAUGGGGUUACGUAGCAUGGCAGAGGCGGACCAUGCUGUUAACGGUGCCAGUAGGAUUUGGACUCCUAAUCGCAAUUUUGGCACAGGCUGCCUCUUUCUCGCUGGACUCCUGGCCGCUGGAAUGGUCAGACUGGUCCGUCCUUUUAAAGCCACAGGUUUGGUACUUUGCAAUGGUGCAAGUCUUUUUCUCCACGCAAAUUGGAUUUGGAACAAACGUCACAAACGCCGGGAAAAUCUUCCCCAAGAAGAAUGCGUUUUGGGUUGCCCUGAGCAUGAUUUUCUUCAACAUCGUUGCUGCCCUGGGCGCAGUUUGGGUGGCGUGGCUGUGGCUGAAGAGCAGCUCUGUGAAUCCACCUUCCAACCUCAAAUCAGAUCUACCCGAAAUCGUGGUCCUGUCCCUCUUAAUCGACUACGCAGGCAGCAUAGUCGAUCUCGGCUCCUCGGCGUCCGCGUCGAGGCUGUGGGCAGCGCUUGGAUGCGCCGCUCUGCUCGUCGCCGGGUUCAUCAGCACGACGUCCAUGCUGUUUACUGUAAUAACGGCCAUCUCCUCGGAAACACCUGCCGAGAAGAUGCGUCGCUGGCACAUCGUCGCCGCCGUCUGCGCCUUUGGCUUCGUGGCGGGCGUGCUCAUUUUCGUGCCGGGCCAAAUUGUAUUCGUCCACUUGCUGGACCACUACGUAAUUGGCAGACUCAUCAUGGCCACUUGCAUUCUUGAACUUGUUGGUUUUGCCUGGAUUUAUGGGUGUGAAACUCUUUACAACGAUUUUGAAUUCGUGCUUGGCCAAAAAAUGAACAAAAUUUGGAAAAUCAUUUGGAUGGCAUCACCACUGCUAUUGUUGGCUAUUGAGUUGUGGUCCAUAUUUGGUCUUCCAUUAAACGGCCUGCCAAGUAAUCAAAGUACAAUUCACCCCGAUCCAGAAUGGGUGACAAUCACAGGCUGGACCAUGUAUUUGAGCAUGUGGGCCAUCGUUUUACUGUCCGCAAUUAGGACAGUGAGCCAUCAAGUGGAUUACAAUUUCACAGAUAAACUAAGAAGCUCAAUAAAGCCCUCCCACAAAUGGGGUCCAGCAGAUCCACUGCACCGGCAUGGCUGGGUGCGGUGGCGAACGCAGUUUUCAACGACAGGCCGCAAAGACUUCACACUGCGCCGGAAGGGCACCAGGGACUACACGCACUCGGCGCGUGCCUCGCCCAACACAACGUUAGUGCGAACUCCCAAGAAGGCCAACGGGCCCUCGCCCCUUGCAACCUCAACGCCGGUGGCACCCGAGAUGCCCUGGCAAUCGAAUCCCUCGCCCUGAAUCUUCAAGGCCGAGUCGCCAGCACAUCGUCAGUGCCAAUGAGUGAAAGAUUGAACUUAUAAUUUAGUGAAUAAGUGAGCCGACUGAUUUUUAAAUAAUGUCUAUUGUAAUAAAUAAUUUUUAUGCCUUUUGAAUAA
This is a messenger RNA of Cloeon dipterum, 2692 nucleotides long. RefSeq names its product sodium-dependent nutrient amino acid transporter 1-like. Gene Ontology annotation, biological process: sodium ion transmembrane transport. The transcript is spliced from 16 exons. Gene Ontology annotation, cellular component: plasma membrane. The record is from RefSeq and is a predicted model, not a curated record. NCBI's taxonomy places the organism in Eukaryota, Metazoa, Arthropoda, Insecta, Ephemeroptera, Baetidae. The coding region runs from base 84 to 2555 and encodes 823 amino acids.